AUGAUCCUGGAUGCCCUUACGCAGCUCCCACGCGGCUGGGCCGCCCAUGCUUCGCUGCGGGUCUCGUGCCUAGACAACGUGGAAAACGUGAUCAGCCCCCAGCGGUCCAGGCUCGUCAGGCACGUCUGGCUAAACAUCGAGCUUCGGCCCUACACGUGUCAGAACUGUCACCUGACCGAAAGCUAUUCGUGGUGGUGCGCAAACAACGCUGUCAUCCGAUCGGCAGUCCGGAAACUCUUCUCCAUCCUGUCUCGGUGGCCCUCGGCGGACGGGGCCGGGUUGUCGCUCGAGCUAAGCGCGCAGUCCCCCAGCGACAAGGAGCACUACUUCAAGAACCUCUACUUUGGCGGCCAAGGCGAGGACGAGGACUUCGAGCACGACGAUCGUCCGGGUCGUCGUUCCCCUCUGAGCGACAACCUCAUCGAGUCACACUUGCCACAGUCACUCAAGCACUUAUCUCUGUUUCAAGAUACCAACGAAAGAUACAUUGCAUUGAUUCGGGAGGGCUUCCUGCCCCAUGGCCUUGGACCCGACUCGGCACGAGCCGCGUCGCCCGCAGUGGGCGCUGCUCUAGCGGAACGAAGCCUCGGCCUCGAAACCCUUUCCGCCACGUUCAUCGUCGAGGCCAGGGACUUCUUCCAGUCUUGUCGGCCAGACUGGGUCUGGGAAGGCCUGACGUCGCUGGUUCUCACGUCGAGGGUGCUCACAUCCGCAGCCAACCGCGAGGACGUCACGGAGCUCUUGCGGAUUGCCGCAGCGGCUGCGCUUUCCAUGCCGAGACUGCACACGAUGGUGCUGUGGAACGGCAUCCGAGGGACGGCCUGCAAGUUCUCCUAUCGCGCAGAGUCUGGUUGCGCUUCCAUCGGUUGGCGUGGCACAUGGGACCUCGGACUGGAGGAUGAGGUGGUCGACGCUUAG
Colletotrichum destructivum is the source of this 918-nucleotide messenger RNA. RefSeq lists its product as uncharacterized. The coding region runs from base 1 to 918 and encodes 305 amino acids. The record is from RefSeq and is a predicted model, not a curated record. The transcript is spliced from 2 exons. Lineage: Eukaryota; Fungi; Ascomycota; Sordariomycetes; Glomerellales; Glomerellaceae.